This is a messenger RNA of Biomphalaria glabrata, 714 nucleotides long. Its product is annotated as hemolymph lipopolysaccharide-binding protein-like. Lineage: Eukaryota; Metazoa; Mollusca; Gastropoda; Planorbidae. The record is from RefSeq and is a predicted model, not a curated record. The transcript has 4 exons. Bases 56 to 610 code for a protein of 184 amino acids.
UAUAAAUAAUGAGUAUACAGUUGUAAGGGAAGAAGCAGCUUGACGAGAUAUUUGUAUGGCAUCAAGUCUCUUGGUCUUUGUGUUGGCUGAUGAAAAAAUGUUUUUGUCAAUAUUGGUUUUGAUUCUCUGCGUCACAGUUGUUGGUGCCCAAAUGAUUGGCCCAACACCUGCCAUGGACAAAUAUUACUCAGAAUAUGAUACGUGUGGAAGAGGAAAUUUUUCAGAUUUUAGAUUACAAUGGCUAGAGCACACUCCAACAAUGUGUCUUAUGUGGUCCAAUUGGCCUUCUACUUACAUUAAAGCUAAAGAGUAUUGUAAGCGACGUGGAACCAGGUUGGGCGUUUUCAAUACAUGGGAUAAAAUGAGAAUUUUACAGAGACGAAACGGCUUGAUCUAUAUUGGUUUAGAUGACUUAAAAACUGAAGGCCAGUUCAUAUGGCAUAACGGCGAACAGCUGAAAAGUCCAAACAUCAAUGACUUCUUUCAUAAAAAUGAGCCAAGUAAUAGUAAAGGCAUUGAAGACUGUGUUGUCUUGAAAGGGAGUUAUCUCAGCGAUGUACCGUGCAAUAUGAUAUUCCUCUUCGUGUGUGAAUUAGAAUUAGGAUCAUAGUGUGAGUGGAUUUUCAUGCAUAACGAAAAGACAUAUACACUAUUCGUUUUGAUGUAUCUUUGGUACGAAAUAAAUGAAUAAAUGAUUAUAAAUGUCUUGUUUAA